AGCCCUAACUAUACCAAGAAACUUUGUAGAAGACUGAAAACCGAUUGGUCAAACCCUGAGAGCGCUAUUAAUUUCGUUCCGCUAGAUUCCAUUUCUGGCCCAGUGUGCAUUGCUACUUUAAGACUACUUAAUGGAAACCCAGAAACUAUUAUACAUAAUUUAAUAUCCAAGAUAAACUCAGCUCCGUCACCGAAAGCUGACAGAUUAGAUAGUAUAGUUGAAUUUUCCUUAGCUGUACAGAAUCUUUGUGCCACUAUUAAAGCUUGUCAACUUGAAGAGUAUGCAUACAAUGUCGUUUUGCUACGUGAACUUGUCGAUAAGCUUCCUACAUCGCUUAAAUUGGAUCGGGCCAGAUUCAGACGAACUAUUCAGGGUGCUAAUCUCACCACAUUCGCAGCGUGGCUGUAUGAUCUUACCGAAACAGUUUGCCCGUUAGCAGCGUUACCCAGUUGCGAAUUGAAACCAUCGCGAAUAAUGAGAAAGAACUCAGCCUACCUGAAUACACAUGAUGAACAGGUGGAUGACAACGGCGCAAGUGGAAUUGAGCCUAGCUCUGAAGCUGCUGUGUGUGUGGAUUGCAAAGGCAACUGUGUCAAUUUAGAGAAAUGUCAUCAUUUCAGAGAGCUCGAGUACAACUUAAAAUGGGCAAUAGUGAAGAAUUUCGGACUAUGCAGAAAAUGCCUUCGUAAACACAAGGGAACAUGCAAGUCUCAGCAAAUUUGCGGAAAAGGUGGAUGCACUUAUAAACAUAAUCAACUUUUACAUAACGAUCGUCUGACGUAUACUAGGGCGAAUCUCCCAGAUUCUGUAACAGCUCAAACAACGGAACAUGAAUGUGACAUGCAUCUUAAAAACAUUCAUAAGAGCUUAUUUCGUGUAGUCCCAGUGAUCUUAUGUGGCUCGAAGAAAUCCCUCCAGACGUACGCCUUUCUUGAUGAUGGUUCAUCACUAACACUCAUUGAUGCCACUGUGUUUAAGGUGGACAGGGAAUAAACGUCGUCGAGAAAAUGACUCGAUCAGAUUUGACAUAGACAUUUCUGGAACAGGCGAUAAUUGUAAAAAGUACAACCUACGUGGUGCUCACACAGUAUCAGGUCUUGACCUAUUUCGUCAGUCUGUUGAUAUGCAGCAACUAAGUCAACAUUAUAAACACCUUAGUGGCAUUCCGGUCGAAUCAUAUUGCGACAUACAACCAAAAAUUCUCAUUGGAAUUGACAAUGCAAAUCUUUGCUACCCACUAAAAGGUAGAGAAGGCAAACUUAACGAACCCAUUGCGACAAAAACACGACUGGGAUGGGUAAUUCAUGGAGGAUGGAAUGAGAGCACUGCCUUCGUUGGUCACCAUAGCCGCCACCUGUGUCCGUGUACGGAACAUAUCGACGAUUUGCUUCAUCAAUCCAUACACGAGUACUUUUCUUUAGAAAAGGUAGGAACUAUUAAACCAGAGAGUAUUGUAUCAUCUAUCGAGGAUAAACGAGCUAUUCAAAUUUUGCAAUCAUUCGUACGAACAGAGAACGGGCACUAUGAGGCACGCUUGCUCUGGAAAUAUGACCAAUUUAGGCUCCCGAAUAGUAAACCCGUUGCCCUACAGCGCCGGCGUUGCCUGGAAUCUCGUUUAAAAAAAGAUGCAGACUUAUCUACAGUAAUGCGACUAAAGCUCGAUGAAUAUUUGGAAAACUUUCGGACAAUGAGAUGGAAAAACCACCAAAACGAAUCUGGUAUCUCCCUAUAUUUCCCGUGUUUAACCCAAAUAAACCGUCGAAAGUACGGAUCGUGUGGGACGCAGCUGCUAAAACUAAGGGGAUAUCAUUAAACUCACUACUCUUGAAAGGGCCAGAUCAGUUGACUUCCCUCAUUUCGGUACUGCUGCGGUUUCGCGAGAAUAAGGUGGCCAUUUGCGGUGACAGUAAGGAAAUGUUCCACCAAGUGCUUAUGUCAAAGGAUGAUCAGGAUUGCCAAAGAUUUUUAUGGAAAGAAAAUUUAUCAGACGAGAAACCCAGCACAUACGUCAUGCGGGUUAUGACGUUCGGAGCCAGCUGCUCACCUAGUUGUGCCCAGUACGUAAAAAACUUAAACGCAGAAAACCAUAGAGGACAGUACCCAUCAGCUGUCAAUGCGAUCAUCAAAAACCAUUAUGUCGAUGACAUGCUGGUAAGUACUGAAACAGAAGAAGAAGCUAUUCUCCUCGCCCGACAAGUUCGGCACGUCCACGCCCAAGCUGGGUUUGAGAUGAGGAACUGGAUUUCAAACUCCGCAGCGGUUCUUUCAACACUUUAGAACGAGGGAGCAUGCGAAAAAAACUUAAAUCUAGGAUCAGAACUAGCAACCGAAAAGGUUUUAGGGAUGUGGUGGUGUACUGCUACGGACACUCUCACAUAUAAGCUAUCGCCAAAACACGACACAGAACUUCUAUCCGGAAAGCGACGUCCAACCAAAAGGGAAGUUCUUAGUACAUUAAUGGCAAUAUUCGACCCACUCGGACUAGUUUCAAAUCUGCUGAUAUAUUUGAGAGUCCUACUGCAAGAGAUCUGGCGUGCUGGGAUCGAGUGGGACGAUGAAAUUCCGGGUCAUUUGUUCGAAAAAUGGGAGCAUUGGUUAGAAGUACUUCCAACGGUACACAAGGUCCGUAUACCAAGAUGUUACCGCUCCGCUAUAACGAUCAUGCCAGGUACCGUCACUCAACUACACACGUUUGUCGACGCGAGCGAGGUCGGUUAUGCUGCUGUGGUUUAUUCAAAGUUCCAGCAAGAAAACAACAUAGAGUGUGCAAUAGUAGCUGCAAAGUCGAAAGUGGCUCCGCUGAAGGUCGUCUCCAUUCCAAGACUUGAACUCGAGGCGGCAGUUAUCGGAACAAGAUUAGCAAAUACAAUUACAAACAGCUUAUCGUUCGAAAUGGAUGAGCGAUAUUUCUGGACUGAUUCACGCAAUGUGUUAUGCUGGAUUCGAUCUGAUCAUCGUCGGUAUUCUCAACAUGUCGCGUUUCGUGUCAGCGAGAUUCUCGAGACAAGUAACAUAGCUUAUUGGAAGUACGUCAGCACGAAAGAAAACGUAGCUGAUGAGGCGACAAAGUGGUCACGCCGGCCAGAACUAGGAAGCAACAGUUGGUGGGUAAGAGGACCUUCGUGGUUAAGGCAAUCUAAAAAAGAUUGGCCUGGAGAGCCGUUCACUUCAGGCCAUACUCAGGAAGAGCUGCGUUCAACCGUAUACUACCAUCAUUUUGUUCCCAUACCGCCGGUGAACGUGGCACAAUUUUCUAAAUGGAGGCAAUUAGUUCGUGCGGCUGCUACGGUACUUAGAUCCGUUGCGAACUUUCGAUGCGCCAAGAGCAGGAUGAAACACAAGCACGGCCCCCUUACCAGUCAAGAGCUAAACGAAGCUUCGAAUCUUCUUAUUAGGUUUGCUCAAAGCGAAUCAUUUUCAGAGGAAUUCGCCAGUUUAUCUACCGUACCUCCUACUCUUUCGAAAUCAAGCGCACUGUAUAAGCUGAAUCCGUUUCUCGAUGAUCACAAUAUGAUAAGAAUGCAAGGCAGGAUUGGUGCAUGUGAAUACGCAACUAUGGGUGCACGAAAUCCAGUCAUACUCCCGAAAAAUAACUAUAUCAGUAACCUUAUUGUGAAAGACUACCACGAGCGUUAUCAUCAUUGUAAUCACGAGACAGUGGUCAAUGAACUGCGGCAAACUUUCUGGAUCGCUAAGUUGUGUGUGCUAUCUAGGAAGGUGAGAUCAGACUGUCAGACCUGUAAAAAUUUAAGAGCAACACCUAAUCCUCCUUUAAUGGGCGAGCUGCCAAAGGAUAGACUCGCGGCGUUCACGAGACCCUUUUCCUUUACCAACGUGGAUUAUUUCGGACCAUUGACGGUAACGGUAGGUCGUCGAACGGAGAAACGAUGGGGUGUGCUGUUGACGUGCUUAACUACUCGGGCAAUUCACUUAGAGGUAGCCCACACUUUAAGCGCCAGCUCGUGUGUGAUGGCCAUCAGGAAUUUCAUGGCGAGGAGAGGCGUGCCAUUGAAAAUCACUAGCGACCGUGGCACUAACUUUACCGCAACCAACAAGGAGCUCAAAGCGGCCUUAGACGCCAUGGAUCAAGACAAGCUGAUCCAAGAAAUAGUCAGUCCCAAAACAGAAUGGCAGUUCUUGCCCCCAUUAUCCCCCCACAUGAGAGGCUCCUGGGAGCGGUUAGUUCAAACAGUCAAGGCAAACUUGCUUAAAAUCAAACCGCAACGUACCCUCACCGACGAAAUUCUUCAGAACCUUUAAACAGAAAUAGAAAAUCUCAUCAACUCGCGUCCCCUAACGCACGUACCAGCAGAUGACCCCGACGCACCCGUUCUAACGCCGAACCAUUUUCUGCUGGGAUCGUCAAGCGGGCUCAAACCAGCUUCCAACAUUGAUGAUAGCGGCAUCCUGCUGCGGCGCUCCUGGCGUACCUCUCAAGUUGAAGCAACAUAUUUUGGCGUCGAUGGAUGCGCGAUUACUUACCGGACCUGGUUAAACGUACGAAAUGGCAUGCCGCAGUUGAACCAAUAAAAAAAGAUGACAUCGUUGUGGUGGUUGAUCCGAAGCUUCCACGCAAUUGUUGGCCUAAGGCUCGAGUUAUUGGAGUCAGGAAAGGAAAGGACGGUCAGGUAAGAGCAGCUACUGUUCAAACACAAUAUAGGCAUUACGAGCGCCCGGCUACUAAGCUAGCAGUCCUGGAUGUUCGACGCGACACGUUGGUAAGCCAAGAAACUGGCGUACCGGGGGGGACUGUUACGACCCCUCGGUCGGCUCAUCUCACAGCGACGACUUAAUGCUAACAAUAACAGCAGUAGCGGAUGCAGUUGGUGACAGCUUAUGACUGAUAAAAGUUUUGAGCAGAGUCGACGUCGUGAUUGAUAGAAAAUUGUUCUUUUUACUUAAAAAAUAUUAUAUUAAAAUAUCUGCGAUUAAUUCAUAAAUAUAUAUAUUUGUUACAACGUUACACUCCAAAGUAACCUCAAACUAGGUUAACCGAUCUGAUCAAUAGCAUACGUGAAUUAGUGCCAGCGUACACCCGAGACACGUGUACCACGGUUACCUGGAAAAAUACCGUGAAUUAUUGAAGAAAGAUAGAGCAAAUUCAAGACAAAAUAGGGUUAACUGCGAAAUUCGGAAGUAAGGUUAACCGGAUCAUAUAAAAAUCUAAGGAACGAGGAGAUAAAUUAAACGUAAGUAAAGAAUAAGGGUGAAUGGAAAAUAGGAUAGGUUUAGUCAUUUAUUUGUU
This is a messenger RNA of Wyeomyia smithii (pitcher-plant mosquito), 5245 nucleotides long. RefSeq lists its product as uncharacterized. Gene Ontology annotation, molecular function: nucleic acid binding. The coding region runs from base 2344 to 4260 and encodes 638 amino acids. The record is from RefSeq and is a predicted model, not a curated record. Lineage: Eukaryota; Metazoa; Arthropoda; Insecta; Diptera; Culicidae. The transcript is spliced from 3 exons. Gene Ontology annotation, biological process: DNA integration.